AUGCUUGGAGAGAGGCCAAUUCCCGCUUCGUUGGAAGACGGGGAAGCUGGUCCUCAUUCGGAAGCCGAGCGCCCUGCGGACUCUCCGUCCGCAUACCGGCCCGUGGUGCUGCUCGACGAGGUGGGCAAGCUCUUUGAAAGAGUCAUUGCAAACCGCCUCGCCGAGCACCUUGCGGGGACGGGGCCGGAUCUUGCGGAACACCAGUUUGGUUUCCGCAAGAGGCGCUCUACGAUGGACGCCAUCAUGCGCGUAAGAGCCCUCACGACGGGGGAUGCAGUGGCCAGGAGGGGGGGGUUGUUUUGGCGGUGUCUCUCGACAUCGCCAACGCCUUCAACUCCAUGCCCUGGAGCUGCAUUAGGGAGGCACUCCGGUAUCACCGGGUGCCGACCUAUCUCCGUCGUAUAG
Parnassius mnemosyne (clouded apollo) is the source of this 405-nucleotide messenger RNA. The record is from the annotation of a GenBank genome assembly. Lineage: Eukaryota; Metazoa; Arthropoda; Insecta; Lepidoptera; Papilionidae.